Messenger RNA from Haliotis rufescens (red abalone), 633 nucleotides. RefSeq lists its product as uncharacterized. The coding region runs from base 1 to 633 and encodes 210 amino acids. The record is from RefSeq and is a predicted model, not a curated record. The transcript has a single exon. Lineage: Eukaryota; Metazoa; Mollusca; Gastropoda; Lepetellida; Haliotidae.
AUGACACAGCUGAUCUUUUGUUUGCUGCCCAAUCGCCAGAGAUCCACAUAUGUCAGACUCCUUCAGAAGCUUAAGGAGACAGUGCUGCAGAUCACAGGAGCUCCCCUACAGCCACAAGUAAUACAGACUGACUUUGAAGUUGCUGUGAUGCGAGAUGUCGAGGAGGAGUUGCCUGGUACAGACAUCAGGGGGUGCUUCUUCCACUAUACGCAGGCAGUGUGGAAGAAGGUUCAACAUUUGGAGAUGGUCAAUCAGUACAGAGACAAUCCGGACAUCCACGACCAUGUCAGACGUGCUGCUGCACUACCACUGCUACCAGUCAACAUGGUUCAACAAUCGUGGCUCGACGCAAUGGAGGAUGCCCCUGAUACGCCCCAGAUCACGUCAUUCAAGGACUACAUGGUGAAUACUUGGGUCGACGACUAUGCCAUGUUCCGUGCUGGUAUUUGGAAUCACCACACCAACUUUGGUCCUCGAAACAACAACCACCUUGAAGGUUGGUAUGCCUACCUUAACAAGACUGUUCAGCGAGCCCACCCCAACAUCUACUGCCUUGUGAGAGUCCUUCAGAAGCUAGAAAAGCAGAAAGGAACAAGAUUGCCCACUAUAUCCAUGGUGCAUUAUUACUGUUAG